AUGGCAGAACCGAAGAGGAAAGGCUUCUGGAGCCUGUUCCGCAGCAAGAGCUCGGCGACUAAGAACGGCAAACUGGAAAAAGACCCGCUGAGACGAGCAAGUGAAGGGGAUGUGCUCGGCCGCAGCAGGAGGCCAGAUGGUCCGGCGGAGGAUGCCCCGACCCGCCGCCGCAGACCCCGGCGGACCGACCCGGGCGCGGCCAAGGGCAAGGGCCGAGAAGACGUCCACACGCCGUCCUACGAUCUGGGGCCGCUGACCGAGUGGCCGCCCUCGGGCAUGUCGAGCAGCGAAGAGCUGAACCUGGGGGCCGCCAUGCAGCUCAUCUCCAGAGGCGUGCCUGCCUUCAAGGGGCACAAGAGGCCCAUCCCCCACGCCAACGACCACUACUACGCCCUCUUCGCCACCGUGGCUGGCAACCGUGGCGACGAGACGGAUGCCGCGAACCAGCACGAUACCAUGACACAGUUCACGACACUCCGGCUCGCCGAGUCGGGGCCCGCCACCUACCCCUGGGAGACGCUGGAACAGCCUAGCUACGCCUUUUGCUUUGGUAAGCGCCCGGGCACCAUCACGCUCAACCACUGGGUGUCGAUGGCAAGCGUCUUGCCGCCAGCCAUCGCGCUCCGCGACGCAGGGGUGGCGCCCCGCGACAUCGACCUCGAGGGCAUCUUUGCGCGGCUGAAGGAGUUGGACGGGGGGCUGGAGGAUGAUGACGAGGAUCUGAUGUACAGGAACCUCUACAAGCGGCUGCUCAGGGACCCAGACAAGUAUCGGAGUCCGCACAAGACGCUGGACAGGCAGAUCACGGACCUCAUCAUGGUUCUCUCGCGCCCGGACUGGAUCGACUUCACCGUCCCGAAGAACCAGGUCGUCACGCGCUUCAUCUUCGAUACGAGCCCGGCCAACAGUCACACGUACCGCAAGUUCUUCCACCAGCUGCUCCUCAGCCUCGAACUGGAGCUGCGAAUCCACUCGCGACACCACAUGUUGGAGGCGAAGGAGAAGCUGCUUACCCAGAUCCCCCCCACGAUCCAGUGGAACCUGGCGCUCGCGCGCAGGUGGCGCGACAACAUCCGCGUGGACGAGUAUGGCGAGACGGCCGAGCAGGUGCACCUCCGCUACAGGCGGCAAAGGCGGCAGGUCAAGAUGCUCAAGCGCUUCGCGCAGAUGAUGAAGUGGCCGAACCUGACCGAGACGCUCGCCGCCCUCCGGCGCCGCGACGCCGACUCGACCCUCGACCUCGUCAGCUCGCACGCCAUGGCCUUCUUCAGCGGCCUCGUCCUCCCGGGGCCGACCUUCCCUUUCCUCAUCAUGAACGCGCUCCUCGACAUCGACCCCGACCGGGCGACGGACGACCUCACGCUCCUCACGCACCAGCACCCCAGCUGCGGCUUCCAGUACCGCAACAGCUACACCUACUGGACGGCGGCCUCCAUCGUCGGCAAGGUGCUCGCGCCGACCUGCCGCUCGCUCGCGGGCUGGGUCGGGCCGGCGCGCCCGACCGCCGACCUCGCGCGCAACCAGAUCGCGCGCAUCCGCGCGCGCCGCCCGCCGUCCAAUCGCGUCACGGCUGAGGACGUGCGGUCGAUGAGCGAGCGUUCCGACCCGCUCGGCCCGCCGACCCAGGUCUUCCCCGUCAAGGAGUACGCCCUCGUGGCGCCCGACCGCGACGACGACGCCUACCUGGCCGACCUCGUCCGCAUCGAGCUGCUCAGCCUGCGCCCGUGCUCCGACAGCAACAACAACAGCAGCAGCAGCAGCAACAACAACAACCGCACCGCAUCGGCGCCGCCCCUCCCCGCCUCGUCCAACCCCACACCCACCCCCUCGCCCGCCCCCGGCUCCGCCGCCGCCGCCGCGCCGCCGCGCUACUUCGACGCCUCCAUCCAGUUCGCCAUCGACGGCGUCUCCUGGCCCCUGCGCCUCACCUACGACGUGUCCUUCGUCUCGGCCUGGCCCUGCUCCGACGGCCCCCACCCGCUCUUCUUCGACUACGUCUACACGCCCGUCAAGGCCGACCAGCUGGUCAAGGUGCGCGAUUGGAACGGGGCGGCUGCCGGCGCGGGGGGCGGAACGCAUGGACGGCAUGCAAGGUCGCUGUCGCCGCCUGCGGGCGGGGGGAAGGGGGUGUCGAGCCCCAGCACGCUAAGCGGGGGCGACGAGGAGCGGGUGCUGGUCGUCGAGGCGUUCGGCGUGCCGGACAACGAGGUGCUUGCCCGGGCGUGGUGUGCGCACUGGGGGCUGAGCGCCGUGGUGGCGGACUUGGGGCGGACUUGCAUGGCGUGUGCGAUCCGCGAGGCGUAUGCCGCGACGAUGACGGUGGUCAUCUUGGUGGAUGACGAGCACGACCGGGGAGACGAGUAA
Messenger RNA from Thermothielavioides terrestris NRRL 8126, 2364 nucleotides. RefSeq lists its product as uncharacterized. The record is from RefSeq and is a predicted model, not a curated record. NCBI's taxonomy places the organism in Eukaryota, Fungi, Ascomycota, Sordariomycetes, Sordariales, Chaetomiaceae. The transcript is spliced from 5 exons. Bases 1 to 2364 code for a protein of 787 amino acids.